AAUAAAUAAACGAAAAUGGUCUUAGCGGACCUAGGACGUAAGAUUACGUCUGCUUUGCGGUCGCUCAGCAAUGCGACCGUAAUAAAUGAAGAAGUAUUAAAUUCUAUGCUGAAGGAAAUAUGUGCAGCAUUGCUCGAAGCUGAUGUAAAUAUUAGGUUAGUCAAGAAAUUAAGGGAAAAUGUUCGCACCGUUAUUGAUUUUGAUGAUAUGGCUGGAGGUCUUAAUAAGCGACGUAUGAUACAAAGUGCUGUUUUCAAAGAAUUGGUGAAAUUAAUAGAUCCUGGUGUAAAAGCAUAUCAACCUGUGAAAGGCCGUCCUAAUGUGAUCAUGUUUGUUGGCUUACAAGGAGCAGGUAAAACAACAACUUGUACCAAAUUGGCUUAUCAUUAUUUAAAAAAAAAUUGGAAAGCAUGUUUAGUUUGCGCGGAUACAUUCCGUGCAGGUGCGUAUGAUCAAAUAAAACAAAAUGCUACUAAAGCAAGAAUACCAUUUUAUGGAAGUUAUACAGAAGUGGAUCCAGUGGCUAUUGCACAAGAAGGUGUAGAAAUGUUUAAGAAAGAAGGCUAUGAAAUUAUUAUUGUUGAUACCAGUGGAAGACACAAACAAGAAGAAUCAUUAUUUGAAGAAAUGUUACAGGUUGCCAAUGCUGUUCAACCAGAUAAUAUAAUAUUUGUAAUGGAUGCAACAAUAGGUCAAGCAUGCGAAGCUCAAGCUAAAGCUUUUAAAGAACGUGUUAAUGUUGGAUCUAUCAUUAUAACAAAAUUGGAUGGUCAUGCGAAAGGUGGAGGUGCUUUGUCUGCUGUUGCAGCAACGCAAAGUCCUGUAACAUUUGUUGGAACAGGAGAACAUAUAGAUGAUUUGGAACCAUUUAAAACAAAACCAUUUAUUAGCAAGCUAUUGGGUAUGGGAGAUAUAGAAGGACUUAUCGAUAAAGUAAAUGAAUUGAACCUAGAUGAUAAUGAAGAAUUACUUGAAAAAAUUAAACAUGGUCAAUUUACUUUAAGAGACAUGUAUGAACAGUUUCAAAAUAUCAUGAAAAUGGGUCCAUUCUCGCAAUUAAUGGGAAUGAUUCCUGGAUUUAGUCAAGAUUUUAUGUCAAAAGGAACUGAGCAAGAAUCAAUGGCCAGGUUAAAGAGACUUAUGACUAUUAUGGAUAGUAUGAAUGAUGCGGAAUUAGACAGCAGAGAUGGUGCCAAAUUAUUUAGUAAACAACCAGGAAGAAUUGUGAGAGUAGCACAAGGUGCUGGCAUAACAGAAAAAGAAGUUAAAGACUUAAUAACACAGUAUACAAAGUUUGCAGCUGUUGUGAAAAAAAUGGGUGGUAUCAAAGGCUUAUUCAAAGCAGGCGAUAUGGCUAAAAAUGUUAAUCCAACACAAAUGGCGAAAUUAAAUCAUCAAAUGGCAAAAAUGAUGGACCCACGUGUCUUACAACAAAUGGGUGGUAUGCCAGGCCUUCAGAAUAUCAUGAAGCAAUUACAACAGGGAGCAGCAGGUGGAUUGGGUAAUUUAAUGGGUGGUUUUGGAGGUAAAUCUUGAAAGAAUGAUGUAGGCAGUGCAGUUACUGCCAGGACGUACUGCCGUUCACAGUCAUCGAGGAAAUAUCGAAUUUAAAUUGCCAUCUAUAGUACAGAAAAGAGGAUCGUGCUACAAAUAUAUACAGGGAAUAUAUUUUACGAACCUUGGGAUUGUGCAGAAUUAACAUUGAGUGAAAAGUCACUGAUGUACCAUUUUAAAUAAACAUUUAAUUCGCAUAUUAAUUUGACACAAUAAAUGUUUUAAUGUACAUUCAAUAAAUUAGAUACCACCGGGAAA
Polistes dominula (European paper wasp) is the source of this 1812-nucleotide messenger RNA. It is a transcript of the gene Srp54k, whose product is annotated as signal recognition particle 54k. Gene Ontology annotation, cellular component: signal recognition particle, endoplasmic reticulum targeting; cytosol. Gene Ontology annotation, molecular function: endoplasmic reticulum signal sequence receptor activity; GTP binding; 7S RNA binding. Gene Ontology annotation, biological process: SRP-dependent cotranslational protein targeting to membrane, translocation; SRP-dependent cotranslational protein targeting to membrane. The record is from RefSeq and is a predicted model, not a curated record. NCBI's taxonomy places the organism in Eukaryota, Metazoa, Arthropoda, Insecta, Hymenoptera, Vespidae.